Molecule: messenger RNA, 2223 nt
Organism: Salmo salar (Atlantic salmon)
Lineage: Eukaryota; Metazoa; Chordata; Actinopteri; Salmoniformes; Salmonidae
Product: serum albumin 1
Biological process (GO): transport
Cellular component (GO): blood microparticle; cytoplasm
Molecular function (GO): small molecule binding
Source: RefSeq, marked provisional
AGAUUCCGUCCUCCAUCCAUCCCUCCUUCUCUCCAUCCAUCCCUCCGUCCGUGCGCCUGUCCUUUCAUCAUGCAGUGGUUGUCUGUCUGCAGCCUGUUGGUGCUGCUGAGUGUUUUAUCCCGGUCUCAGGCUCAGAACCAGAUCUGUACCAUCUUCACUGAGGCCAAGGAAGAUGGAUUCAAAUCUUUGAUCCUUGUAGGGCUGGCUCAGAAUCUUCCCGAUAGUACGUUGGGUGACUUGGUGCCUCUCAUCGCAGAGGCCUUAGCCAUGGGCGUCAAAUGCUGCUCAGACACUCCUCCAGAGGACUGCGAAAGAGAUGUGGCGGACCUGUUCCAGAGCGCGGUGUGUUCCUCUGAGACCCUGGUGGAGAAGAACGAUCUGAAGAUGUGCUGUGAGAAGACUGCCGCUGAGAGGACACACUGCUUCGUGGACCACAAGGCCAAGAUUCCUCGGGACCUGUCCCUCAAAGCUGAGCUGCCCGCUGCAGACCAGUGUGAAGACUUCAAGAAGGACCACAAGGCUUUUGUUGGGAGGUUCAUCUUCAAGUUCUCCAAGAGUAACCCGAUGCUACCCCCACAUGUGGUCCUGGCUAUCGCCAAAGGUUAUGGAGAGGUUCUGACUACAUGCUGUGGAGAGGCUGAGGCCCAGACCUGCUUCGACACCAAGAAAGCUACUUUCCAACACGCCGUCGCGAAACGCGUGGCUGAACUCAAGUCCCUGUGCAUCGUCCACAAGAAAUAUGGAGACCGCGUUGUCAAGGCCAAGAAGCUGGUUCAGUACAGUCAGAAGAUGCCUCAGGCCUCUUUCCAGGAGAUGGGAGGCAUGGUAGACAAGAUCGUAGCGACUGUUGCCCCCUGCUGCAGCGGAGACAUGGUCACAUGCAUGAAGGAGAGGAAGACCCUGGUGGAUGAGGUGUGUGCUGAUGAGAGUGUGUUGUCUCGCGCGGCGGGUCUGUCUGCAUGCUGUAAGGAGGAUGCAGUACACAGAGGGUCCUGUGUUGAGGCCAUGAAGCCAGACCCUAAGCCAGACGGUCUGUCUGAGCACUAUGACGUUCACGCUGACAUAGCAGCAGUCUGCCAGACCUUUACCAAGACCCCGGAUGUAGCCAUGGGGAAGUUGGUCUAUGAGAUCUCAGUGCGUCACCCUGAGUCGUCUCAGCAGGUGAUUCUGAGGUUCGCCAAGGAGGCUGAGCAGGCCUUGCUCCAGUGCUGCGACAUGGAGGACCACGCAGAGUGUGUCAAAACCGCUCUGGCAGGCAGUGAUAUUGAUAAGAAGAUCACUGAUGAGACGGACUACUACAAGAAGAUGUGUGCUGCUGAGGCUGCCGUGAGCGAUGACAGCUUUGAGAAGAGUAUGAUGGUGUACUACACCAGGAUAAUGCCCCAGGCCUCCUUCGACCAGCUCCACAUGGUGUCAGAGACAGUGCAUGAUGUCCUCCAUGCCUGCUGCAAGGACGAGCCAGGCCACUUCGUCCUGCCUUGCGCAGAGGAGAAGCUGACCGACGCCAUCGACGCCACAUGUGACGACUAUGACCCCUCCAGCAUUAACCCCCACAUCGCCCACUGCUGCAACCAGUCCUAUUCCAUGAGGAGACACUGCAUCCUGGCCAUCCAGCCUGACACAGAGUUCACGCCCCCAGAGCUGGAUGCCAGCAGCUUCCACAUGGGCCCCGAGCUCUGCACCAAGGACAGCAAGGAUCUGCUGCUCUCUGGGAAGAAACUACUGUACGGUGUGGUCAGACAUAAGACCACCAUCACUGAGGAUCAUCUGAAGACCAUCUCUACUAAAUAUCACACCAUGAAGGAGAAGUGCUGUGCUGCUGAGGACCAAGCAGCAUGCUUCACUGAGGAGGCACCCAAGCUGGUUUCUGAGAGUGCAGAGCUGGUCAAGGUUUAGGAUAGAAUUUUGAUGAUUUUAAUUUCAAAAGAUGAACUGAUGAUUUAAAACAAUAAAAAUAAAAUGAAGGUUCUGUCUGUAUCGAUCCAUCUACCUCCCCAGCCUCCAUUUACAUCACGGUGACCUCAUCCUCCUAUCAGCAACGUCUUGUCAUCCACUCAUAAGUCUGUCUAUCAGUGAUCUGUGAUUGACUCAUAAGCCUUACAGUCUAUCCUCAUCAAACCUCUAUCUGGGAUGAAUCACACCACUGGUUAAUUUCUGAUAGACAUGAAUGACUCCUGUCAAUCAAAUACAUUAAUAACUGAAUAAAGUCAUGUUUAUCAACUG